This is a messenger RNA of Dentiscutata erythropus, 594 nucleotides long. NCBI's taxonomy places the organism in Eukaryota, Fungi, Glomeromycota, Glomeromycetes, Diversisporales, Gigasporaceae. The record is from the annotation of a GenBank genome assembly.
AUGAAUGAUGAUGAAAAUAUAGAUUACUAUAUUAAUGAAGAAAGUAAUGUUGAAAGCAACGUUGAAAGCAUAGAAAAUGCCAAAAAUUCUGAAAAUAUAGAUACCAACUCAUUCAUGAUUAAUAGUGCUGAAGAUGAUGCAUUUAAGCUAUAUACUAGAAAAAGAUUAUCAAACUGGGAGAUAUGCGAUUUAUUUAUAGUUGAGUGGAGUAGAGAUAGAGGAUUUAAUAUUGUAAAGGAUCAUGUUUGUUGUGAAAAUAAUGUCAUCAGAAGAAAAACUUAUAUUUGUGAGCAUGGUUGGCAUUACAAUUCAAGUUCUAAUAAAGAAACAGAGACUAAAAAAAUAUUAUAUAAAUGGCAUCGUCUGAUUGAAGUAUUGCAAGAAUUUACUAAUGAGGCUGAUGAGGACGAUAAUGAAUUGUUAAGUGAAGAUAGUCAAGAUGAUGAUUUGACAAGUGACAAUGAAAACUCAAAUGCCGAUGUAUCUCAACAGUCACAGUUACAAAAUCCAAAAAGAAAGCGAGGUAGGAAAAGGCUACCUGGUACUAAACGGCUUAAAGCAUCUCAUGAAACAAAUCAAGACAAAGGAAAAUAG